CAUAUUAUAAACUUUUGGUCAAACUGAAUAUGGUUGGAAGAGGUUAUUUAAAGAAAUACUAGGUACAACAGGUCCAGUGUUGCAUAAACCUCGAUACUUGCGGUUUUGUUUCUUAAUUUCGUAGAGCAUAACAUGCAGAAUACGAGGCCCGUUGUUUUAGCUUAAAAAAAGUAGAUUUUUUCUUUUAUUUUUCAAAAAUGAUUUUUAUAUAAAUGUAUUUUUAAAUAUUAAACUUUUUUUAAAUUUGUUUUUUAUAAAUUAAAAGACUAAUUUUGACAUCGUGUAACAUAAAUUUAUAUUAUUGAAGAUUAAAAAUAGUCAAAAUCACAAUUUUUUUUAAAAAGAUGUAUCUCAAAAAUAAUUUUUAUGAAAUAGUUUCAAAUUUAAUUGAUUUUUUGAAAUUUUAAUAUCCAUACACAUUUAUAAUAAAAUGAUGAAAUAUCUAAAGUAACAUUUUAAGAGUAACUAUUCAGACCUAUUUUUCAUUUAAAACAAAAAUAUAUAACAUUAUAAAACUUCUUUUUGAAAAAAACCUGAAGCAAAUGGGCCCAUACAAAAGAGUUAAAAGUUGGCUAUGUUUUUGAGAAUUUUCUCUUUUUGUGCAUUGAUGAUAUUAAGGCUUUAAGGUGCUAUUUCAUCCCCUACUAAAUACUGGCUUUCGCAUUUUAAUAUUAGGAACAGCAGGUCCGUUGUUGCAUAAACCUCUUUACUUGUUGUAUAUUUGUUUGUUUCUUACUUUAGUACGACCUAACAUGCAUGAAUUAAUACACAAAGAUUGAAAACUUGUCUACAAUUUUGAGAGUUCCCUCUUUUUAAUGUAUUGAUGUCCUUAGAGUAUGUUUGGAUGAGGUAAUUGAAAUUUUUUAAAUUUUUUAACAAUUUUCAUAUUUUUUGUUCAAAUAAUAAAUUUUGUCCAAUUCACUUUAAAAUGCUUCAAAACAUUAUAUUCCCUCAUUUAAAUCCCUCAUCCAAACACACUAUUUCAUCUCUUAGUUUAAAUAACAUGAAACUCAAAUAGAUGACAACUCCGUGGACAGAAUAGAUGACAACUCGAAUAGGCUUUAGUUGGUAAUCCUUGAUACGAAAAAUCUUUUAUAUAUUAUUAUUAUUAUUAUUAUCAUUAUUAUUAUUAUUAUUAUUAUUAUUAUUAUUAUUAUGUGAGGAUUAAAUAAGAAAGGAAAGCUAAUUCAAUAUCAUCAAGACAAAAUAACAACAUCCUAAUAGAUGCUGAUAAUAUUUUCAAUAUCUCAGUAGUACUCCCCCUUAUGGUAAUGCAUAUACAUCAUAUGCAUCUAUUUUGUCACAUAUACAAGUUACCCGAGGAUUUCGUAGAGAUUUAGGGAAGAUAUCAAAAAGUUGUUGUUGGAAUUGGCAAAGAAGGUUUUGAUGAUUCUACAGAGAUAAUCUUCUUUUUAAGAAAGUAACAAAUGACUUCUAUAUAUUUUGUUCUCAUGAAAAACUGGAUUGAAAGAGAGGCACAAAGCUAAUUGGUUAUCCCACACAAGUUUCAUCAGACCACUUUCACAAAAAUGAAGUUUUUGUAAUUAAUGCUUCAACCACAAAAGCUCGCAUGUGGAAUGAGCCAUAGCUCAAUACUCGACCGAGCAACAAUUUGCAUUUUGCUCUACCAUGAAAUCAAAUGUCCACCUGUGAAACACAAUAACCAAACGUGAGUUGUCUAUCACUUGCAUCUCCUAUCCAGUGAAAACAAGCCCUUUCAAGAAGACCCUUUGAUGUACUUCAGAAUUCUAGCAACUUCAUUACAAUGUCACUCACAAGGAGAGGUGAUGAACCAACUUACUACUCUGACAGGAAAAGACCUUCCUAGUUUGGUCAUGAUGUCUUUCAUUAAAUCUGAUUUGGAGGAGAUGGGUUGUAUUAUUUCCGGGACAGAUUGUAACUUAACCGAGCAACUUCUUCCCUCUAAGCAUUCAUUUUUCAUUCGUGAAUCAAGAUCCGGUGUGAGGCACACAAAUGUUUUACUCAGAGGAGCUGUUUUUCGAUCCUUCAGUAUCAACUUUUUCACGUAUGGUUUCCCGGUCUCCUUGUUUGCCCUUUCUUUUUGGAGCUUCCAUUUCGCAAGCUUAUGUGCAUUUGGACUACUUGCUUACGUUGGUUACAUUAUCUAUGCUUUCCCUUCCUUAUUUCGUCUGCACCGACUGAAUGGCCUGCUUCUUGUUUUCAUUCUCUUUUGGGCUGUUAGCACCUAUAUAUUUAAUGUGGCAUUUACAUUUCUGAAUUGGAGACUUGGACAGGACAUGAAAAUCUGGGAGAUGGUGGGUCUGUGGCACUAUCCAAUACCUGGGUUUUUUUUGCUUGCACAAUUUUGUCUUGGAAUUUUGGUGGCAUUGGGUAAUCUUGUGAACAAUUCUGUUUUCCUCUGCUUGUCUGAUGAGGGAGGACAAACUUUAAAUGACUAUACCUCGGUCAAAGUAGAGGGAGAGACCAAGGUAUUGAUUGUUGCAACAAUAGCAUGGGGAAUGCGCAAAUGCUCGCGGGCUAUAAUGUUGGCAUUGAUCUUUCUCAUUGCUAUAAAACCUGGUUUCAUCCAUGCUGUAUAUAUGAUUUUCUUCUUGAUUUAUCUUUUGAGCCACAGUAUCAGCAGAAAGUUAAGACAGGGUUUGAUUCUUCUCUGUGAGAUUCAUUUUGCACUAUUGUAUAUUCUUCAAAUUAAUUUGGUUUCUUCUGCACUGGAGAAGAAAGGCUCUGUAAGCAUGGAAAUUGUAAUGCAAUUAGGCUUUCUUGAAGAAGAUAGUGCCUGGGAUUUCUUGGAAGUAGCAUUGCUUGCUUGCUUUUGCACAAUUCAUAACCAUGGUUUUGAGAUGUUAUUUUCAUUUUCUGCUAUCAUACAGCAUGCCCCUAGCCCUCCUAUUGGAUUUAGCAUCUUGAAGGCCGGGCUUAACAAAUCUGUUCUAUUGUCUGUAUAUUCUUCCUCGUCUGUGAGAAACAGUGCUGAAAGUUUCUCUUAUGAAAGAAGAAUUGCAUCAUACCUCAGUGCAAUUGGGCAGAAGUUCCUAUCUAUAUACCGAUCAUGUGGCACCUACAUUGCUUUCUUGACUAUUCUUUUUACAGUAUACAUGGUGAAGCCUAAUUACACAUCAUUCGGUUACAUAUUCCUUCUCCUUCUGUGGAUUAUUGGAAGACAACUUGUUGAGAGAACAAAAAGACAGCUUUGGCUUCCAUUGAAAGUAUAUGCAGUUUCAGUGUUUAUCUUCAUAUACAGCUUGAGCAGCUUCUCAAGCCUCGAGAUGUAUUUGUCCAGAAUGAUAGAUCUCUAUUUUUAUCUGGGAUAUGACUCAAAAGCAUCUUCUUUUGACAAUGUUUGGGAGUCUCUAGCAGUCUUAAUUGUUAUGCAACUUUAUAGCUAUGAGAGGAGGCAGAGCAAGCAGAACAGACAGGUUUACUUGGAUCAGUUGGAACCAGGGCCACUUGGGUUUAUCAAGCGAUUGCUUAUCUGGCACAGCCAGAAGAUCUUGUUUAUUGCUUUGUUUUAUGCAUCUUUAUCCCCAAUCAGUACAUUUGGGCUCUUGUAUCUUCUUGGCUUGGUUUUCUGCUCCACAUUACCAAAAAUUUCUAGUAUCCCAUCCAAAUCUUUCUUAGUAUACACAGGUUUUUUGGUGACAGCCGAGUAUCUUUUCCAGAUGUGGGGUGAGCAAGCUAAAAUGUUUCCUGGACAAAAGUACUCUAAUUUAUCGGUCAUCUUGGGCUUCCGUGUAUACAGCCCAGGAUUUUGGGGUCUAGAAUCAGGAUUAAGGGGGAAAGUGCUGGUUAUCGUGGCUUGUACUCUUCAAUACAAUGUCUUCCGUUGGCUGGAAAGGAUGCCAAAUAUAGUUCUAAACAAUGAACAGUGGGAAGAACCUUGUCCUUUGUUUGUUUCCACAGAAGAUGCAUUUGAUGAUGUUACUAUAUGCAAUGAGGAAAGUAAACCGUCGUGUAAUCAUCACCCGCCAGCUGCAUUACAAGAAGGGGCAUCUAGCAAGUCGCCGGAAAUUGUGACCUCUGGUUUGCCUCGAGCACAUGAUAUUCCAUCUGCUAAUACUGGAGGUUCUGACAGUAACAGCAAAAAGUAUUCAUUCGGGUUUAUCUGGGGAAGCAACAAGGAGAGCCACAAGUGGGACAAGAUGCGAAUUGUUUCUUUGAGAAAGGAGCGGUUUGAAACACAGAAAACUGUCUUAAAAAUAUAUAUGAAAUUUUGGAUGGAGAAUAUAUUUAAUCUGUUGGGUCUGGAGAUAAACAUGAUCACUUUACUACUGGCAAGCUUUGCCUUGUUAAAUGCACUAUCCAUGCUAUAUAUUGCACUGCUUGCUGCUUGUAUUCUUCUGAAUCGGCAAGUUAUCCGCAAAAUCUGGCCCAUCUUUGUCUUUUUGUUUGCUUCCAUUCUCAUCCUGGAAUAUUUUGUCAUCUGGAAGGAUAUGUCACCUUUGAAUUCCCAUGCUACAAGUGAGAUUCAUUGCCAUGACUGCUGGAAAACUUCAACUCUGCAUUUCCAUUAUUGUGAGAAAUGUUGGCUUGGACUUGUUGUUGAUGAUCCCCGAAUGCUGAUCAGCUACUUUGUGGUAUUCAUGCUGGCUUGUUUCAAACUUCGUGCUGAUCGCCUGUCCAGCUUUUCAGGGUCGUCAACAUACCGUCAGAUUAUGUCUCAACGUAAGAACACAUUUGUUUGGAGAGAUCUAUCGUUUGAAACUAAAAGCAUGUGGACCUUUCUUGAUUAUUUAAGGCUUUACUGCUAUUGCCACCUGUUAGAUCUUGUGCUAAUAUUAAUUUUGAUUACUGGAACACUGGAGUAUGAUAUUCUGCAUCUUGGUUAUCUUGCCUUUGCUCUGGUAUUCUUUCGCAUGAGACUUGAAAUACUGAAGAAGAAGAACAAAAUAUUCAAGUUCUUGCGUGUUUACAAUUUUGUUGUUAUUAUACUUUCUCUUGCUUAUCAGUCUCCUUUUGUUGGGGGGCCAAGUGCUGGAAAGUGUGACACAGCAAAUACCAUCUAUGAGAUGAUUGGUUUUUAUAAAUAUGAUUAUGGUUUUCGGAUUACUGCAAGAUCUGCAAUUGUAGAGAUUAUCAUUUUUGUGCUGGUAUCACUUCAGUCAUACAUGUUUUCCUCUCAAGAGUUUGAUUAUGUGUGUCGCUACCUGGAAGCAGAGCAAAUUGGCGCAAUUGUGCGUGAGCAAGAGAAAAAGGCUGCAUGGAAAACUGAACAAUUACAACAAAUUCGUGAAAGUGAGGAGAAAAAACGACAGCGUAAUAUGCAGGUGGAGAAGAUGAAAUCUGAAAUGCUAAACCUGCAAAUACAGCUCCAGAGCAUUAACACAUCCACUAAUUGCAUUGAUGGAGUUUCUCACAGCAGUGAGGGUUUAAGAAGGAGAAGGAGUGCUUCUCUUGUAUCAAAUAAUGACAUUGGAAUCCCUGAUAAAGAAGACCAGGUUUUGGGGAGACUAGAUUAUGCAAUAAGACAGGAUGCUGUUUUCCCAACUGAAUCACAUGAAUCAUCUGCUUGCAUGGAUGUAGAAACUCCAUUAACAGAGGAGUACAUAAAGCAAUCAGUCGAUUCUCCUCUAUGUGAAAUUACUGAAAUAGACAUUGAUACUCCUUCUAGUGAUUCGGGAAAAAAGGGAAAAGUUAAAGGGCAAGCAAAAGAAAACCCAUUGAAAUCUGCUGUACAAUUAUUAGGUGAUGGUGUUUCCCAGGUGCAGUCCAUUGGAAAUCAGGCAGUUAAUAACUUAGUGAGCUUUCUGAACAUUUCACAAGAAGAUUCUGAUUCCAAUGAACACACAAACACAGUGGAUCAGAUAUAUGACGAGAUGGAAAGUCAGAAAUCUCGGCAUAUAUAUUUGGAUCGAGCUUCAUCUUUGCAGUCUGAUAGAAGUUCUGAUGCUGCAAGUCUGCAGUUAGGAAGGAUCUUUCGUUAUAUAUGGUACCAGAUGCGUUCCAACAAUGAUGUAGUAUGUUACUUUUGCUUUGUUCUUGUGUUCUUAUGGAACUUCAGUUUGCUAUCAAUGGUGUAUCUUGGCACUCUUUAUUUGUAUGCUUUAUGGGUGAAUACAGGCCCAAGUUACAUCUUCUGGGUUAUUAUGUUGAUCUAUACAGAACUUUACAUUUUAUUUCAGUAUUUGUAUCAAAUCAUCAUCCAGCACUGUGGGUUGAGUAUUGAUCCUGGCCUGUUGAGAGAAUUAGGUUUUCCAACACACAAGGUCACAUCUUCAUUUGUUGUCAGUACAUUGCCUCUUUUUCUUGUCUAUUUAUUUACCCUCAUUCAAAGUUCCAUAACACCCAAGGAUGGCGAAUGGAUGUCUUCUACCGACUUCAAAUUUAAGAGGAAUGAUCUCCACACAAAAGAUAAUCCAACUCGUUAUAGCUGGCGAGAGAAAGCAUGGGAUCUGCUAACUCAGAUGACUAACAUGGUAAAACUGGUAGUGAGAAGCUUUUUUAGGUACUGGAAAUCACUCACACAGGGAGCAGAAUCAUCCCCUUAUUUUGUUCAGGUGUCUAUGGAUGUCAACUUCUGGCCAGAGGAUGGGAUUCAACCAGAGAGAAUUGAAUCUGGAAUUAAUAAGUUACUCAGAGUUAUCCACAAUGAUAAGUGCAAGGAAAAGAACCCAAAUAUUUGCCCUUUUGCUAGUAGGGUUAACAUUCAAAGCAUUGAAAGAAGUAAAGAGAAUUCCAGUGUUGCCUUGGUGGUUUUCGAGGUUGUGUAUGCCUCACCUGUAACUGAUUGUUCUUUAGCAGAAUGGAAUAAAUCUUUAACUCCAGCAGCUGAUGUUGCCAAGGAAAUUCUCAAGGCUCAGCGUGCAGGUUUUGUAGAAGAAGUGGGUUUCCCUUACCGUAUUCUUUCUGUAAUUGGUGGAGGCAAGAGAGAAAUUGAUCUGUAUGCCUACAUAUUUUGUGCAGAUUUGAUUGUAUUCUUUCUUGUUGCCAUCUUCUACCAGUCUGUCAUAAAAAACAAAAGUGAGUUCCUUGAAGUGUAUCAGCUUGAAGACCAGUUUCCAAAAGAAUAUGUCUUUAUGUUGAUGGCUAUCUUCUUCUUGAUUGUACUUGAUCGUAUAAUAUACCUCUGCUCAUUUGCCACGGGGAAAGUGAUAUUCUAUAUUUUCAACCUCAUUCUCUUCACGUAUUCAGUUACAGAGUAUGAUUGGCAAUUGGAUCCAUCUCGACAGCGUGCAGCUCAGUUUGCUCUCCGUGCCAUAUUUCUUGCGAAAGCAGUUUCCCUAGGAUUGCAGGCUGUACAAAUCCGAUAUGGCAUUCCUAACAAGAGCACAUUGUAUCUACAAUUUUUGACCAGUGAAGUUUCACGAAUCAACUACUUAGGAUAUAGACUUUAUCGUGCUCUGCCAUUCCUUUAUGAAUUACGAUGCGUACUUGAUUGGUCGUGCACAACUACAUCCCUCACCAUGUAUGACUGGCUAAAGCUUGAGGACAUAAACGCAAGUUUGUACCUUGUCAAAUGUGAUUCAGUCUUGAAUAGAGCUACACACAAACAGGGGGAGAAGCAAACGAAAAUGACCAAAUGCUGCAACGGCAUUUGCCUGUUUUUUGUACUGAUAUGUGUUAUAUGGGCUCCAAUGCUGAUGUAUAGCAGUGGUAACCCCACAAACAUUGCAAACCCCAUUAAAGAAGCUAGCUUUCAAGUUGAUAUCAAGACAGUCAGUGGAAGGUUGAAUUUGUACCAAACUACUCUGUGUGAAAGAAUCCAGUGGGAUUCACUCAAUUCGGAAGUCAAUCCUGAUCCCAAUGGCUAUUUAAAUGCAUAUAAUAAGAAUGAUAUCCAGUUGGUAUGCUGUCAAGCUGAUGCUAGUACAUUAUGGCUUGUUCCACUUGUUGUUCAGGCUAGAUUGAUUCAGUCCCUCGAAUGGUAUACCGACAUGGAAAUUUUUUUCACCUGGGUACUUUCAAGGGACAGGCCAAAAGGGAAAGAAGUUGUGAAAUAUGAAAAGACCAUUGAUCCACAAUAUCUCCCAUUACAGUCUGAUGUUCAAAAAGUUCUUAACGGCUCUAUGAACAGCUUUAGGCUUUAUAAUGUUUAUCCAAGAUACUUCCGUGUCACUGGUUCAGGCGACGUUAGACCCUUGGAGGAGGAUGGUGCUGUUAAUGCUGAUCUUGUUUUAAAUCGUGAGCAGUUUGAGUGGUGGGCCUUUAAAGAUGUUAAUCCACCAAAUAUAAGUAGAUUUUGUGGUGGUUUGACAGGACCUAUGGCAAUCAUAGUAUCUGAGGAAACACCACCACAGGGUAUUCUUGGUGACACACUCAGCAAGUUCAGCAUAUGGGGGCUUUACAUAACCUUUGUUCUAGCUGUUGGACGCUUCAUCAGACUCCAGUGUUCUGACUUAAGGAUGAGAAUUCCCUUCGAGAACCUACCUUCCUGUGAUAGGUUAAUAGCCAUUUGCGAGGAUAUAUAUAAUGCAAGAGCUGAGGGUGAGCUUGGAGUUGAAGAGGUACUUUACUGGACACUGGUGAAGAUAUAUCGGUCCCCACACAUGCUGCUUGAGUACACCAAUCCUGAUUAAAACGUAAUGGGUUGAGCACCUUCUUAUGGUCAUAAAUGUUAACUGGGCUUAAUGCUAACAUAUGGUUUGAGUGCCAUGCAAAUAGAACGAGGUCAGACGGGGGCAGUACUAUGCAGGUGGAAUACCGCAUAAGAAGUUUAUACUUUGCAACGAGUUUGGUGUGGUAUUCAGUAUGGAUUAUGAAUCAUUUCUCUGGCAAGGGUGGCAUCGUGAGACAUGAUUAUGUAAAUUAUACAUGCAUGAUAGAAAGUUUGUAGUAACUAUUUUAGGGGAAAUCAUGUAUACAAUGUAAAAUGUAAUCAAUAUUCAAUCCCAGAGUUAUAGUGAAGCAAUUGAGCAAAUUUGUAUAGUUAACCAGGAACAGCAAUUUUCUCCUACCAUUUUUCUCA
Molecule: messenger RNA, 8884 nt
Organism: Vicia villosa (hairy vetch)
Lineage: Eukaryota; Viridiplantae; Streptophyta; Magnoliopsida; Fabales; Fabaceae
Product: piezo-type mechanosensitive ion channel homolog
Exons: 16
Coding region: 1734-8495 (2253 amino acids)
Source: RefSeq, a predicted model, not a curated record